AGAAGAAGAAGUUCCCGCCCAUCACGACGCAUGGAAACGACGUCACGAAAGUAAACAAGAGUAUGUCGCACAGACAGACUCAAAUAAGAGAAAUGAACGGUCAAGCAGACGUCGAAGUCGACUAUAAGCGGAAAUACAAAAAUCUCAAACGAAAAUUAAAAUUUCUUGUUUAUGAACAGGAAUGCUUUCAGGAGGAGCUGAGGAGAGCACAGAGAAAACUUCUCAAAGUUUCCAGGGACAAAAGCUUCCUUUUGGACAGACUGCUGCAGUAUGAGAGAGUCGAUGAAGAUUCCUCAGAUUCAGAUGCAACAGUUUCUUCAGAAAAUAGUGAAGGAGAAGGACCCCGUGAGAGGGAAAGAGAACGAGAAGUAGCAAAGAAGCGAAGAAGUAGUCCUGGGGCGUGUAUUCCUUCAUCAUCUUCCCCUCAUCUCUCCCUGUUGUCCCGUCCUGGUGUAAAUCCCCUACAGUCAUCGGGCUCUGGACCCUACCUGAACACUAUGCCCUUCCCACCAGAGUAUAUGGCUCCACCAGCUGAACGAAUGAAGAAAGAGAGAAAAACAAAGACGCCUAAAAACAAGAAAGAGACUACUGGGAAGGUUGUUGCCCCAAUGGCAGCUAAUUACCCAUCAGCCCCCGUGGCGCCUACUGCAGCCAGCGGCCCCUUCAGCUGGGUUCCCAGACAGAUGCUUAGUGGAGAUGCAGCUGAGGAGGAGGGAGAGAGUGAUGGAGACAGCGAUCGAGGAGAUGAAGACAGAGGGGAGGGAGACGAGGCUGAACUAGUCAUUGACAUCCCUAAUGAGUGAGCCUGAGUGUGUGUUUAGAUGUAUUUAUAAGCAGGGGAUUGUGAGUGUGUGAGUGAGUGAACAAUUGUGACUAAAUGUAUUUUCUGUACUCUGUUGCCCAUUAUAUAUUUUCAAAGUGGGAGCCAAGCUCCCCCCUGUGGGCUUUCGCUUAAUUGCAGCAUCACGGUCUAAAAUAUCUCACAGAUAAAUGUGAUUUUCCAAUAUUAUGUUAUGGAUUAAAUCUUGGGUUGUACUUUUUUAAGAAAAAUCCAUGGGCAUUUUUUGUCCAAACAGUCUAGCAUCCUACAAACUGUGACUACAACUAGGUAUGUCCUGCACAAAGUGAGUUUUUGAUCAUUUGUUUUGCAUUGUAUAACCGUAAUCUCGUACUUGGUAUUGUUUAAAUGCUGUAGUCAAUUUAAGUUGUUUAUUAUGAUAUACAUGUUUCAAUUGUGUUUCAAUGUUAGGUCAUCUUUGCUUGUUACGGGCAGCUUUUACAUCUGUCAUUUGUACUAAGUUAAUGUUUUUACAAAACACCAAGAAUUAAAGCUACUUCAUGUUAAUGGAGAUGAUCCUGUCAAAUUGUUUGUGUCAGAGAAUAAAUAAAAUUAUUUCAGAUGGCUAAAA
Molecule: messenger RNA, 1409 nt
Organism: Micropterus salmoides (largemouth bass)
Lineage: Eukaryota; Metazoa; Chordata; Actinopteri; Centrarchiformes; Centrarchidae
Gene: ino80e
Product: INO80 complex subunit E
Exons: 8
Coding region: 63-803 (246 amino acids)
Biological process (GO): chromatin remodeling
Cellular component (GO): Ino80 complex; nucleus
Source: RefSeq, a predicted model, not a curated record